Chaetomium strumarium is the source of this 2706-nucleotide messenger RNA. RefSeq lists its product as uncharacterized. The record is from RefSeq and is a predicted model, not a curated record. Gene Ontology annotation, cellular component: nucleus. Bases 1 to 2706 code for a protein of 901 amino acids. Lineage: Eukaryota; Fungi; Ascomycota; Sordariomycetes; Sordariales; Chaetomiaceae. The transcript has 4 exons. Gene Ontology annotation, molecular function: histone methyltransferase activity; protein binding.
AUGGCAGCCAUAGAGGCAGCGCCGACAAUGGCCGAGUUCGAGUCGCUGGUGCGCGGAUCCAGCUUCUCAAGCACCACUCCCUCAACAGACGACAUGUCAUCCUCGUCGACCUCGGCGUUGAUGAGUUCGACGCCUCCAACCACAAUCUCGCCCGACAGCAUGUCUAUUGCCUCGGAGCCGGAUGCGCUUAAUAAGCUCCAGAGCGUUGCUGUGUCCAUCAUCGAGGCUAUCGGCUCGGGGUCCCAGACCAAGGAAGGCGAACAGGGCGAAUCCGGCCAACAGACACCCAUAGACCAUGACGCCAUUGUGGUCGCCGAACCUCUUGACACCGAACCUGCUUCAACCGCCAGGCCGCGACGAACUCGAUCCAGCUUACCGACAUAUAAUAUUGCGCUUCUCGACACCAAUGGUCUUGGCAGGCGACGGCCGAAGGGAAAUGCAGGACAGGACGGGAAACGCGGAACCAUCUCCGGCGUGGCCAUGGUGGAGGGUGACGGCGCGAAGGCGAACGAUUCAAUGGACGCCGUGGCGAGAGAAAGUCGGAUGUCUACGCGGAGGAGGAGCGACGCGUCAGGUGUCAGUCGGCCGGCCACGCGUGUCAGCAUGCCCAGAAGCGCGCGAAUCACCAAGGCAUCGUCGUCCAGCCCGGCGCUGGCCUAUUUGACGCGUCGCGCGACGCGUCUUUCGGGCGCCGCCGCCGAGACUCUCUCGACCAAGCUGUCGGCGCUCAGUAAGCGGGGCAAAAAAGCUGUCGACAAAGCACUGAGUGGGCUGCCUCUCGAGCUCAGGCGACUGCAAGACACGAACGAGUUUGCCCAUAUUGACACGCGCCCCGUCCGAUACACGGUCUGGAGCAAGGGAAAAUAUGUCGAGGUCGACCCCGCCCAAGCCACCACUGCCCCGGUACCCGAACCCCCCCGAACGAAGGCGAGGGUGGAGGAGGAUGAAGCUCCCGAGGCGCAGAGUGCCGAGCCCGAGAAGCGGGAUUCAGUGCCGCCGGCGGUCAAAAAGACACGCGUGAAGAAGUGGCUUGAGAAGGGUCUCUACGCGGGCCAGGAAGCACCUCUUGAUAUCUUUAGGGGCCUCACGGCUCAGGAGAAGAAGAAGCUUGCCUCUCUUCCGGAGCUAAUGCCGAGGGGCAAGCCUAACAAGACGUUCCCGGCGCCAAUGUACAACGGACUCCGUUUGCUCAUCCACGGCCGCGACUUCAAGCUGCCGUUUGACGUCUGCAACCCCCUGCCACCCGGACAGCCAAAGCCUGCCGCGUAUCGCACAAUGACCAAGAAUCGCUUCGUUGGCAACGCAGCGGCGUACUGGAAGAAGACGCCUCACUUUGAGGACUUCGCGUCCAAGUGUGUCUGCAAGCUCGAAGAUGGUUGCGGCGAGUCUUGCCAGAAUCGCAUCAUGCUGUAUGAGUGCGAUGAGACCAACUGUAACGUUGGCAAGGCUCACUGCACGAACCGGGCCUUCCAGGACCUCCAAGAGAGGACCAAAAAGGGCGGCCGGUAUCGCGUUGGCGUCGAGGUCUUCAAGACAGCUGACCGCGGCUACGGCGUUCGCAGCAACCGGUGUUUUGAGCCGAACCAGAUUAUCAUGGAGUACACGGGUGAAAUUAUCACUGAAGAAGAGUGCGAGCGGCGGAUGAACGAGGUGUACAAGGAUAAUGAGUGCUACUAUCUCAUGUCCUUCGACCAGAACAUGAUCAUUGACGCAACCACCGGUAGUAUCGCGCGGUUCGUCAACCAUUCGUGUUCGCCUAAUUGCCGGAUGAUUAAGUGGAUCGUGUCCGGUCAGCCACGCAUGGCCCUCUUCGCCGGAGACCGGCCAAUCAUGACGGGCGAGGAGCUCACGUACGACUACAACUUUGACCCUUUCUCAGCUAAGAACGUGCAGAAGUGCUUGUGUGGUAGUCCGAACUGCAGAGGCGUUCUCGGCCCGAAAUCUAAGGAGGUGAGGCAGCCCAAGUCGCCCAAGGAGGAUAACAAGGCCGUCAAGACGCCUUCCAAGGCUUCGGCAAAAGGUUCAGCUAAAGGCUCAGCUAAGAGCUCUGCCAAGGGCGCGGCAAAGACUUCGGCGAAGCGGAAGCUACAGGAUGCAUUCGACUUUGUUGGGGACGACGAGGAGGAUGCGACAGCAGUCAAGAAGCGAAAGAUUGUGGCAACGAACGGCGCCAAGCGGACAGUCUCCUCCAUCAGCAUAAAAGCGGGAAAGGGGUCGGCCAGCUCAAGCAUCUCGGUGGCCGCCAAGAAGACAGCGACGAAGACGACGAUCACCGCCACGACCCGACGGGCUAGUGCAGGAGGAGUGGCUAAAAAGACCUCGAGCAAGAAAACGACAACAACGAAAACCAAGGUUGUCGUCCCAUCCAGGAGUCCCAGCCUGACCAUCGUAGCUGCCGGCAUUGGCUCCUCCUCGACGUCGCCCACACCUCGCACACAGAAGACGGUGAAGCCGACCACGCCAGCUUCCUCGUCUUCCACCAAGAAGAGCACGGUUCCGAAGCUGACCCUCUCCAGCGGCAAGACGUCCUCGCGCAAGUGGACUCCCUCGCGCAAGGCUAUCGAGGCGGGUCUGGUGGUGGGGAAGAGUCCGGCGUCGUCUGUCACCGCUAAGAUGGCUACUACCACUAAGACGUCAAGCGGAAAGGGGUUGCACCUGAAGCAGACCAAGAUUAAGUUCGUCAGUGCUUCCAAGUCUUCCAAGUGA